This is a messenger RNA of Theobroma cacao (cacao), 3686 nucleotides long. RefSeq names its product BRI1-like 2 (gene BRL2). Gene Ontology annotation, molecular function: protein binding; ATP binding; protein kinase activity. The record is from RefSeq and is a predicted model, not a curated record. Gene Ontology annotation, biological process: protein phosphorylation. NCBI's taxonomy places the organism in Eukaryota, Viridiplantae, Streptophyta, Magnoliopsida, Malvales, Malvaceae.
CUCUCUCUCUCUCCAAACAUUGCACUAUCCCUUUCCCUAUCUCUUGCUUUGCACUCUUUGUAACCUUCAUCUCUCUCUCUCUCAACUGUGUUCCUGAAAGCCUGUUUCUUCAAUGGAGAGCAACCCAGUUCAGCUUUUAUGUCAUCUGGCUCUAGCACUAGUCUUCACAGUUUGUUUUUCAGUCUCUGCAACGGAACAAGUAGUUGUUCCACCGAUCAAAACCGAUGCAGUAGCCCUUCUUGCGUUCAAGAAGAUGAUUGAAAAGGACCCAAAUGGAGUUUUGUCAGGGUGGAAGCCCGAAAGGAAUCCAUGCGCCUGGUAUGGAGUUUCAUGCUCUUCAGGAAGAGUCAUUCAACUUGAUCUUAGUCAGUGUAGCCUUUCAGGGACUCUCUUUUUUAAUCCUUUGGCUUCUCUAGACAUGCUAUCUGUUUUGAGUUUGUCUUCAAAUAUGUUUACUGUAAAUUCGACAACUUUGCUUCUACUCCCAUAUGGAUUGAAGCGCCUUGAAUUGUCUAACUCUGGACUUGUUGGUCUAGUCCCUGACAAUAUUUUCUCCAAGCUUCCAAAUUUGGAAUACGUGAAUUUAUCCCAUAACAAUUUUACAGGGCCUUUACCUGAUAAUCUUUUAUCAAAUCCUGAUAAGUUGCAGGGUCUUGAUCUCUCCUAUAACAACAUAACAGGAUCUAUUUCAGGCUUGAAAAUUGAGAAUUCUUGCAAUUCCUUGUUGCUCCUUGACUUGUCAGGAAACCAUAUUAUGGAUUCCAUUCCUGUUUAUCUUUCCAAUUGCACAAAACUCACAACAUUGAAUUUUUCAUUCAAUUCUCUCACCGGUGAGAUCCCAAGCUCUUUUGGAGAGCUUCUUAGCUUACAAAGAUUGGAUCUUUCUCAUAAUCAUCUCACCGGUUGGAUUCCUUCUGAGUUGGGAAAUGCAUGCGACUCACUUUUAGAACUUAAGCUCUCUUACAACAACUUUUCAGGCCCAGUUCCCAUUUCAUUCUCUUCCUGUUCUUAUCUGCAACUUCUUGAUUUAUCGAAUAACAACCUAACCGGGCCCUUUCCGGAUUCCAUCCUUCAGAAUCUUAGCGCAUUAGAUACCUUGCAGUUGAGUAGUAACAUCAUCUCCGGAUCAUUUCCCUCUUCCAUUUCAUAUUGUAAGCGCUUGAGGAUUGUGGAUUUGAGUUCCAAUAAAUUCUCUGGAAUCAUCCCACCUGAUAUAUGCCCAGGAGCUGCUGCACUUGAAGAGCUGAGGAUACCAGACAAUCUCAUUUCAGGACAAAUCCCACCUCAACUGUCACAAUGUUCCCAUCUGAGGACAGUUGAUUUUAGUUUGAACUAUCUCAAUGGCUCAAUUCCAACAGAGUUUGGGGAGCUUGAGAAUCUUGAGCAGCUGAUAGCAUGGUUUAAUGACUUGGAAGGAAAAAUCCCAAAAGAUUUGGGAAAAUGCAGGAACCUAAAAGAUCUUAUCCUUAAUAACAAUCGUCUUACUGGCGACAUUCCUGUGGAGUUAUUCAACUGCAGUAAUCUCGAAUGGAUAUCUCUCACAAGCAAUGAACUCACCGGUUCAAUCCCACGGGAAUUUGGCCUUUUAUCAAGAUUAGCUGUUCUGCAGCUUGCUAACAAUAGUUUGAGUGGUGAGAUACCGGGAGAACUAGGAAAUUGCACCAGCUUGGUGUGGUUAGAUCUGAACAGCAAUAAGCUCACAGGAGAAAUCCCACCGAGACUUGGGCGGCAGCUUGGGGCAAAAUCGUUGAGUGGAAUUCUUGCGGGCAACACUCUGGUGUUUGUAAGGAAUGUUGGAAAUUCCUGUAAAGGAGUUGGAGGACUGUUAGAGUUUGCUGGAAUCAGGCCUGAAAGAUUGUUGCAGAUCCCGAAUUUGAAAAGUUGUGAUUUUACGAGAAUGUAUUCUGGAGCGGUGUUGAGUCUUUUUACACAAUACCAGACAUUGGAGUAUCUGGAUAUUUCUUACAAUGAGCUUCGUGGAAAAAUCCCAGACGAAAUAGGGGAAAUGGUGGCUUUGCAAGUUCUUGAAUUAGCACAUAACCAGCUCUCUGGAGAGAUUCCCCCGUCACUUGGCCAGCUCAGGAAUUUAGGUGUGUUUGAUGCAUCACAUAACAGGUUGCAGGGCCAAAUACCAGAGUCAUUCUCAAACCUAUCUUUCCUGGUACAGAUUGACUUGUCGAAUAAUGAAUUAACGGGGCCAAUUCCACAAAGGGGUCAGCUCAGUACACUUCCAGCAAGCCAGUAUGCAAAUAAUCCAGGACUUUGUGGAGUUCCAUUGCAAGAAUGCAGGAAUGGAAACAAUCAAGCUGCUGCCAAUUCAGAUUUGAAUGGUGGCAAAGGAGGCCGGAAGCCUGCAGCUGUCUCAUGGGCUAAUAGCAUUAUCCUUGGAAUUCUUAUUUCCAUUGCAUCUAUAUGCAUUUUGAUUGUAUGGGCAAUUGCUAUGCGUGCAAGGCGUAAGGAAGCAGAGGAAGUCAAGAUGCUUAAUAGGUUGCAAGCAUCCCAUGCAGCUACCACAUGGAAGAUUGACAAAGAGAAAGAACCGUUGAGCAUCAAUGUCGCAACAUUUCAGAGGCAGCUAAGGAAACUCAAGUUUUCCACACUCAUUGAAGCCACAAAUGGUUUCUCAGCAGCAAGCCUCAUAGGUUGUGGUGGGUUUGGAGAGGUUUUCAAAGCCACAUUAAAGGACGGUUCAAGUGUUGCAAUCAAGAAGCUUAUUCGAUUGAGCUGCCAGGGUGAUCGAGAAUUCAUGGCAGAAAUGGAAACUUUAGGGAAGAUAAAGCACAGGAAUCUUGUACCUCUACUGGGCUAUUGCAUGGUCGGGGAGGAAAGGCUGCUUGUGUACGAGUACAUGGAGUACGGCAGUCUUGAAGAAAUGCUCCAUGGAAGAGCAAAGGCAAGAGAUCGACAGAUUCUAACAUGGGAGGAGAGGAAAAAGAUUGCCAGGGGUGCAGCCAAAGGACUCUGUUUCCUCCACCACAAUUGCAUUCCACAUAUUAUACAUAGAGAUAUGAAGUCAAGCAAUGUGUUAUUGGACCAUGAAUUGGAAGCCAGGGUUUCAGAUUUUGGGAUGGCAAGGCUCAUAAGUGCCCUUGAUACUCAUUUAAGUGUAAGCACUCUUGCAGGCACACCCGGUUAUGUCCCACCAGAAUACUACCAAAGUUUUCGAUGCACUGCAAAGGGUGAUGUCUAUUCGUUUGGAGUUGUCCUCCUGGAACUCUUGACUGGAAAGCGUCCAACCGAUAAAGAGGAUUUUGGGGACACCAACUUGGUGGGGUGGGUAAAAAUGAAGGUCAGAGAACAGAAACAUAAGGAAGUGAUAGACCAAGAAAUACUGUUGGUGACUAAAGGAACUGAUGAAGCAGAAGCAGAAGAAGUUAAAGAGAUGAUGAGGUACUUGGAGAUAACAUUGCAGUGCGUGGAUGACUUCCCUUCCAAAAGGCCUAAUAUGUUGCAGGUGGUGGCCUUGCUAAGAGAGUUGAUGCCUGGAUCUGGCACUGGAAGCAGCAACAGUGCUUGAAAAUAAGGUAAUGUCUAUUUGAUUAUGGUUAAUGUAAGAAGAUAAGGUUUGUGUAAUAUUUAUUGCUCAGUUUUUUAAGAAUUUUGAUGUAUCUAAUUUUGCAACUCUUUCCUUCUUUCUGGCUUAUGCAAAUUUGAGAGCUUAUAGAUGGGAAUCACUGGGUUGAACA